AAAAAGCCAACAUGAAGGGUCUUCGUCGAGUCUUCAGCAGCGCAUCCUGUUUCCGACCCGAUGAUGACCAAGACCAUGGCAUUGUUUAUAUCGAGAGCCCGUCAAAGACCAACGCCACUAACAAGAAGCAGCCACGGAGACCUCCGUUCCAUUGCCCCCCUCGGCUUUUGGAUGGCAUGGCCGACAAAGUCCGAGAAUCAAUUAGUGCAAUGGGUACUCUCUUGUCUGCAAUGAAGGCUCCGCUUCCCACUGGCUCAGGUGAUGGUUCGGCGUUACCAGUAGAGAAAGAUGAGACGGUUGCUUCCACCCUUGCUACCAUUGUCAAGGAUGUAUCUCAUCUUGGGUUCGAUUCUGUCGAAAAGGUCGCAAAGAUGACCAUCAAGACCAAGAAUGGAGACUACAUUGACGACAAGGAAUAUCUUAUGGAAUAUUUGAUUGGCGCUGCCCAGAAACUUCCCAACGACGUAGUUGGUCAGAAACUCACGAAUGGCUUUGUAACGACUCUCUGGAACGACUUGGAACAUCCUCCAAAAGUGUUCAUGAGUGACAGAUAUCAGUACCGCAGCGCAGACGGAUCUGACAACAGCUAUCUCCACCCUAGCUUGGGAGCCGCUCACGAGUCUUAUGCUCGCACAGUCAAGCCGGCAACCAUUCAACCAGGCAACCUACCCGAUCCAGCUGUCUUGUUUGAUGUUCUCAUGGCUAGAGAUAAGCCUACUGAGCACCCCAACAAGAUUUCCAGCAUGCUGUUCUAUAUGGCGUCGAUUAUCAUCCAUGAUCUAUUCAAAACGAAUCACAAGGAUUUCCGAAUCUCUGACACUUCAUCAUAUCUGGACUUGUCUCCACUGUAUGGCAGCGACCAGAGCGAACAAGACACAAUCAGAACAUUCAGGGAUGGCAAAAUCAAGCCCGACUCGUUUGCAGAGACUCGUCUCCUGUCCUUCCCUCCUGGAGUCGGUGUGAUUAUGAUCAUGUUCAAUCGUUUCCACAACUAUAUCGUGGAGCAACUUGCUCUUAUCAACGAGAACAGCAGAUUUACCCGGCCUGCUGAAGACGCGGCAAAGGAGAAGUGGAUCAAGUUCGACAACGAUUUGUUCCAGACUGGAAGGUUGAUCACCUGUGGCCUCUACAUCAACGUCAUUCUCAUCGACUACGUGAGAACAAUCUUGAAUCUCAACAAGACAGACUCUGACUGGUCUCUCAACCCACGUGCUGAAUUCCCUGGUCAGCCUGACCUGGGCUGUGGUAACCAAGUCAGUGCCGAGUUCAACCUGGUUUACCGCUGGCACUCGGCAGUGUCGGACAAGGACGACAAGUGGACUCAAGAGCUCUUUGCCAAACUCUUCCCCAGAAGGAAGCCAGAGGAGGUUCCUCAGAUGGAGUUCUUGAAGACAUUAGGUCAUAUGGAGGUCGAUCUGAAGGCCCAAGAUCCUACAGAGCGUAACUUCCACGACAUUCAGAGAAAUGCCGAUGGAACCUUACCGGACGACAAGCUUGCUCAGAUUCUGGUUGAGGGCGUGGAAGACUGUGCCAAUGCUUUCGGUCCCCGCCAGGUACCUCUAGUUAUGAAGCAGAUCGAAGUAUUGGGCAUCAGACAAGCAAGAGCUUGGAAUCUUGCAACUCUCAACGAGUUCAGAAAGCACUUCUCUCUGAAGCCUUACUCAACCUUUGAAGAGAUCACCGCUGACAAGGACAUUUCUGAGUCCCUCAAGCACUUAUACGACCACCCGGAUAAUGUUGAGCUGUAUCCUGGUCUAGUCGUUGAAGACGCAAAAUUCGCAAUGCGCCCUGGAUCUGGACUUUGUCCUUCAUACACGACUUCUCGCGCCAUUCUUUCCGAUGCCACUGUCCUGGUUCGUGGCGAUAGGUUCUAUACAACUUCUCAUCAUCCUGCAUCGCUUACCAAUUGGGGAUUUGCCGAACAAGGCUCUGAUCUCAAAAUCAACCACGGCUGUGUCAUGUACAAGCUCUUCAUGAAGGCUUUUCCUAACCACUUCCGUCCGGAUUCAGUCUACGUCCACUUCCCUUUCACAGUGCCCUCUGAGAUGAAGAAGGUCUUGACUGGUCUAGGCAAAGCUCACAAGUACAACUUUGACCGACCCACUCGCCUUCCACCAACCAAGAUGUUGUUCUCUUACGAUGCCGCUAAGAAGGUUCUUUACGAUCAAGACACGUUCAAAGUGUACUGGGGCCCAAAGAUCGAAUUCCUCAUGGGCCCUUUGGCCAAAAGCUUCAUGCUUGCGGGCGACACCAAGACCAACACAACUUCUCGCAAUAUGAUGGAGCAGGCUCUCUAUCUUGGCAAGUUCUCACGCAAAGAACCCACAGGACAGGAGAAGUGGCUUCUGGAAGUCCGCAAAUUCUAUGAAGAGCACACCUCUAUGCUACUGCAGAAGCAUUCAUACAAGCUUGCCGGCACCAAUUACGUGGAUCUCAUCCGCGAUGUGUCCAACAUUGUGCAUGUACACUUCUGUUCAGAAGUCUUCAAUCUGCCACUCAAGACAGAAGAGAACCCGAACGGUGCCUUUACUGAGAAGCAAAUGUACCUUGUGAUGGCAGCUGUGUUUGCAUGCGUUUUCUUCGAUGUUGAUCCUGAACACUCAUUCGCUCUCCGAGAAGGCGCUCACGGUGCUAUUCAAGCUGUCGGCAAGCUCAUGGAGAUGCAGGUUCAGGCUCUAGCAAACAUGCCACAUCUUUCCAACGCCGUUGAUCGCAUUAGUGAAUGGUGGUCGGGCAAGGAUCGCUCAGUUCUCACCCAGUAUGGCAAGCACAUGAUCGAGCGUCUGUUGCAGACUUCGGGCAUGGAUGUCAAGGAGCUCGUAUGGGCACAGAUCAUCCCUACUGCAGGCAGCAUGUGUGCCAAUCAAGGUCAAUUCUUCGGCCAGGUGAUUGCUUGGCUUUUCAGCGAUGGUCGGGAACAUCUUCCAGUGUUGCACGAGCUCGCCAUUCAAGACACCCCUGAGGCCGAGGAGAAGAUCAUGCGCUACUUCCUCGAGUUCUCACGUCUUCACAGCGAGACAGGUGUCUACCGUACUGUCGCCAAGGAAACAAUCAUCGAAGACAUGGACCGCAGAGUCAAGCUCAACGUCGGCGACACAGUUGCCCUCAACUUCCGCUCGGCAUCUCGCGACCCCAACAUCUUCCCCGACCCAGAAACGAUCAAGCUGGACCGCCCCAUCGAUUCUUACAUCCACCUCGGCCAAGGACCCCACCAAUGCCUCGGGCAACCCAUGACGCUGGUCGCCAUGGGCGCCAUCCUCAAAACCCUCUGCAAACUGCCUAAUCUGCGGCCUGCACCCGUCUGGCCCGGCCCCGUCGACAGCGUCAAGCAAGUCGUCAAGGACUUUUCGGCCCUCGCCCCCGACGUCGAGUUCAAGCCCGAGUGGAUGUAUCACUGUUACCUGCUCGAGGACUGGGACCAAUACUUCCCUUUCCCUGCGAGUUUGAAGAUUUGCUAUGAUGGGACGGCCGCU
Aureobasidium vineae is the source of this 3473-nucleotide messenger RNA. Lineage: Eukaryota; Fungi; Ascomycota; Dothideomycetes; Dothideales; Saccotheciaceae. The record is from the annotation of a GenBank genome assembly.